Messenger RNA from Dothidotthia symphoricarpi CBS 119687, 971 nucleotides. RefSeq lists its product as uncharacterized. The transcript has a single exon. The record is from RefSeq and is a predicted model, not a curated record. The coding region runs from base 195 to 683 and encodes 162 amino acids. Lineage: Eukaryota; Fungi; Ascomycota; Dothideomycetes; Pleosporales; Dothidotthiaceae.
UCGAUUGUCAACCUGUAUUCGUCAAGCGGGGUGAGUGGGGGUCGGAGAUUCGUGGACCGUCGUGGUAGUAGCUAUGGGAGCUUGUACGUGUACACUGGACCAGCUACAGACCCAUCUGCCGAAUUCAGACUAUCUAGAGUAAGCACAGUUCGCGGAGGUGAUGAAGGGGCCAAAAGCCUACAAGAGGGCAAGACAUGCCAAAGCGGUUGGCGUCAUCAACACGACACAGAGACAAAGGCGCAUCACCGGCGCUCAGGACGCAGGACGAUACGCUGAAUCACAUUAGCCCACUGCAUCAUAGUAACAAGACAGACCAACUCACUGUGCCAGGCGGCCAUGUCUUCAUACGCCUCCCUCAUCCGCUCCAUCGCCGCCUCGACAAAAGCCUGCUCCUCGACGAGCCAUCUAAACUGGAUGACUGGAGCCAGCAACACCACCUCGAACCCCGCCAGCACUAUCACGUCCUCGAACUCGUCGAUGUAGCGCACAAGCGCAUUCAUCAUGUCGUAUAUCUCUAUGAGCCAUUGCUCAAGACCGCGGAACAGGUAGUAGCAGAUGCGCGCGCGCACCGAGUCGCCGGGGAGCGGGAAGUCGUUGAUGUCGGCCUCUUCGUCUUCGUAAGACGACAUGGUGAGGGUAUGGAGAAUAAGGUCGCAGUGUGGAUGUAUGUUCUUGAGAUCUAAAGAAAGUGGGGCUGAUCGUUGAGUUGCUGGGUUUUGAGAAGCCGAUUUCACUUUCUACAACACAUUGCCAGCCGGUCAUUGCCAAGCCUUCACACAUUGCUAUCAAGCAGAUUUGGGGUCUAAAUGAUGGGCACUGAAGAGGCAUCAUUUGGGCGCGAAGAUGAGAGAAGUUUUCGGAUUCCUGCGUCUUUUCAACAUAGUCUUGAGAUGUUCCUCUUCAUUCACUCUCAUUUCUCAGCACUGUUUCUCCACUUUGACAACCUCAUCCGGUUCUCGAGAGCGGAAUCG